This is a messenger RNA of Teleopsis dalmanni, 5847 nucleotides long. It is a transcript of the gene AdamTS-A, whose product is annotated as A disintegrin and metalloproteinase with thrombospondin motifs 20. Bases 441 to 5417 code for a protein of 1658 amino acids. The transcript has 21 exons. Lineage: Eukaryota; Metazoa; Arthropoda; Insecta; Diptera; Diopsidae. The record is from RefSeq and is a predicted model, not a curated record. Gene Ontology annotation, cellular component: extracellular matrix. Gene Ontology annotation, biological process: extracellular matrix organization; proteolysis. Gene Ontology annotation, molecular function: zinc ion binding; metalloendopeptidase activity.
UGCCGGCGGUAUCGAUCGCGGUUCUUUUUGUUUAACGAAUAAAGGUUUUUUCAAUACGCUGUCAUGUAGAUACAAUUUGUGUGCAUCAACAUUGAAAACGUUAUCAGUCGUUGCAGUAUUGUGAUUUCACAAAUGUCUGCUAUAAUCUUUUCUAUCAGUUAAGAAAAAUAAAUAAAGCUAAAUAAUUAAGAAAUAUAGUAGUUAAAUGUGAAAAAGCGUGUAAGAAAAACAAAAAAUGUGCAAUAAAUUAUUCGCAGCUACUCAACAAAAUGGAAUACAUAAAAAAUACUAAAAUGAAAAAUUUGAAUUAAGCAUGGCUUAAGCGAGAAUCGAAAAUAAGCAAAUAAAAAACUUUGACACUGCCACUGAAAUUGCAUUUAACUUGAUUAUUUAUUACUGUAUUAUUAAAAAUAAUAAUUAAAAAUUAAAUUUUAUACGAAAUGUCUGUGUACAAACAGCACAAAUCCAAUCUAUAUAAUACUCCCAUCAUUUACUCAAGAACUACAAAACAUACUGAUAUCACUGAAUGUGAGGAAUUGGUACCAGAUGUCGGCAGCACUGACAAAAAACUAUUAAGCAAAGGGUUAAGUAAUUCCCUCGUGUCGAAUAGCACUAAUAUCACUCCUUGUUCUUGUCGGUGCCAUAUAACAUCUGCCUUAUUACGUACUAAUAAAAGUCAUGAUUCUUACCUAACUAUGCAAACAUUAACAGUAAAUACCAGCUGUUGUCUCUGCGAUAAACAACAAUCAAAAAAUGAUGUGAAUUUUUUAAUUGCCACCGAUACUGGCAAAUUACCUGAAAGAGAAAAGAUGUUGCGAUAUUCUUUUAAAGGUCACCCACCGGAAUUAUAUUCUCCAAAAAGAGAAUUUAUUUACACCCGUCCAUUGGUCAACAAACAGCUGGUGCUUAAAAAAAGGUUUGAGUGGUGGUUCUUCAAAAACAAAUGCAAAGAUAUGUCUGAGCAAAAAAAUAUAAGUAGAUACAUAAAAGCGGCUUGCAUAGUGGCACUAGUUUGUUUCCUUGUUUAUGUGUUUAUACUACCAGGUAGUAAAACUAAAAACGAUAAGCAAAUUUUGCGAAAAAUACAACCCGAUUACUCAGAAAUCAAUUACUCGGAUUUCAUGAAUCACUCGCUAAUAAGCGAUGUGGAUUGGACAAAUGAGGAUAUAGAAAAUGAUAUAGAUGAAAUUAAUAAUAGCAUUCCGGAUAACUUUAUAAGUGAUUAUGUGACACUAACAAAAGUAGAUAAUGUCGGUUUGAAUGCAGAUGAUAUGUUGUAUGAAUCGAAACGGAAACAUAAUUAUAAUAAAAAUUUAAAAACAAAAGAUAACUAUUCUGCAUUUAGCAAAACGGGCACAUUUCGAAGCAAAUCUAGUCAGAUUUGGGAUCCACAUCCCGAAUAUAUAUUUAAUGCAUUUGGUCGUAAAUUUCACAUGCUUUUACAUCAGGAUACCUCUUUUAUUCCUCCGAAAACAUUUAGAGUAAUACGUAUUUUAAAUAAUAGAACUGAAGAAGAAGAAGAAGGAGAGGAGCAUUAUCUUGGCUGCUACUAUAAAGGUGUUAUACAAGAUGACAUCCAAUCAACAGUGGCUGUUUCAUUGUGCCAUGGCAUGACUGGUUACAUAAAAACAAGUUUUGGUACGUUACUGAUUCAACCGGUCAACCAAACGAAUGACGAUUCGGCAGACAUUGUACACAAAGUGUGGCGACAUUCAAGUCGGAACGGUAGACAUGCUGUCUCCGGUAAUCUUGACAUGGAUUUAGGAGUGUUAGAGCAACACAUUAACAAAACGCGGUUACGCAAAAAACGAAACUAUGUUGAUCGAAACUUAUUUACAAUGGAAGUAUUAAUUGCAGUUGAUCGCUCUAUGAACGAGUUCCACAAAGAAGACUUACAUUCAUAUAUUUUAACCUUAAUAUCAAUAGUAUCUAAUAUAUUUUCGGAUGCAAGUAUAGGUAAUUCCAUUUACAUAUCAGUUGCCAAGAUUCUGAUAAUACAAGAUGAUUUGAUGAGAAUGAAAACUACUUCUGCUUCUGCGUUGCUAAAGAGCUUUUGUCAUUUCCUUUCAAACGGCAAAUAUCAUUACGAUACAGCAAUGCUAAUAACCCGAAAUCAGAUAUGUCGCAAUGAACGUGCAGCGAUGUGUGACACCCUGGGUUUAGCUGAGUUGGGUACUGUUUGUAAGCGGCACUCCUGCUCAAUUGUACAGGACAAUGGAUUACCAGCUGCUUUUACCAUUGCACAUGAACUAGGUCAUAUUUUAAAUAUGCCGCAUGAUGAUGACGAUCGUUGCAAAAUGUUCAAUAAGCUGGGAACAAAAAGAAAGCAUAUUAUGUCAAGUGUGAUGGGUAAAGAUAUUCACCCUUGGUCCUGGUCGGAUUGUUCACGUUAUUAUGUAUCAGAAUUUCUAGAAAAAGAAGAUACAUCAUGUUUAGAGGAUACACGUACCGUAUCAAUUAAAAAUUACAACACCAAAUUACCUGGUGAGAUAUAUUCAUUGGAUCAGCAAUGUCAGUUAAUAGACGGCAGAGACUAUGUAUUUACAAAUAGAGGAGAUGAAUGCAAGCAAUUGUGGUGCAUCUUUAAAGGGAGUUAUUAUUCAAGUAAUUUACCAUGGGCUGAUGGUACUCCGUGCCGAAACAAUCGUUAUUGGUGCCAAAAAGGUGAAUGCGUUUCUCGUGAGGGAAAUACGCUACAAGUUGUUAAUGGAGGAUGGGGUCAUUGGAGUUCAUUUACACCAUGUAGUUUAACAUGUGGAGGGGGAGUGCAAGAAUCUCAACGUGAGUGCAAUAAUCCACUUCCCAGAAAUGGGGGGAAGUAUUGCGCCGGUAGUCGUAAAAAGUACCGCUCAUGUAAUGCACAAAGUUGUCCUCCCGGUUCUAUGGACUCACGAGAACAGCAAUGUUACGAUAUGAAUGGACGAGAUUUGAGUAUCAAAGGUGUUAGAACACCAGCAAAAUGGAUACCCAAAUAUGGGCUUUCUUUAAAGGAUAAAUGCAAACUGUUUUGCCGUCUCGAAGACAAUAGUGCAUACUUUCAACUUUCUGAUAAGGUAAAAGACGGAACAACAUGUUCCUUUGACAGUUUUGAUAAGUGUGUAAAUGGCAUUUGCCGUCCAGCAGGUUGCGACAAUGAACUUAAUUCGCUCGCCAAACUAGAUAAAUGUGGCGUAUGUGAAGGAAAUAAUGAUACAUGUGAGGAUUAUACCGGAAAUUUUUAUGUGUCUGAUCUGCAUAAACUACAACCAAAAAAAAAUUCACAUUUUUAUUAUGUCACAACAAUACCAAAAGGAGCGUCCAAUAUUGUUGUAACUCAACCAGAAGAUCAAAACAUGACGUAUAUCGUACUAAGGGAUGACGAAGGUAAUUCUUUAUUAAGUGGCAACAGUGUUAUACCGACUUAUCGUAUUGUAAGCUUCUAUGCUGGUGUAACCAUUGAAUACAAUGGAUCCGCAAAUAAAGUCGAAAGAGUGAAUACCACGUACUCCCUUAAACUGAAACGUGAUUUGAUAGUAGAGAUUAUAUCAAUUUUAACAAAUGCCGAACUAAGUAACGACUCCUUACUUGUAACUUACACAUACACGAUGGAGAAACCCAGAUAUAGUGAACCGCAGGUGGAGAUUUAUCGUUGGGAAAUGCAACAAUGGAGCAACUGUGAUGCUCUAUGCGAAGGAAGGCAACAUCGUUUACCUGUUUGCAUUAGCACGACAGUAGCUCUUAAAGUUGCACCACAAUAUUGCGAUGAAAUAUCGAAACCAGCAACGGAGUACAGAAAUUGUAAUUCGGAUUGUGUGCUUAAUUUAAAUCUGACAAGUAUUUCGGAAUGCUCAGCUACAUGUGGAAUAAGAGGGACUCGUGAACGGAUCUAUCACUGCAUUCAAACUUUUACUGAUAUUAAUCGUUCGAAUAUCGUUGACUUAUCGUUUUGUAAGUCAAAAUAUGAAGUUAUUCAACAUGAGCCAUGCCACGAAGGCUGUUGGAAUUACACCGACUGGACAACAUGCUCAAAAUCAUGUGGAAGUGGCAGUCAAACUCGUAAUGUGGCUUGUUUUCUCAAUGAAACCAGAGUAAAUGAUACACUUUGCAACCCAAUUAAAAAAAAAUGGAAUGAUGCAUUAAUAAAGUCAUGUAAUCCACAACGUUGUCCAGAUUAUGAGGAAUACGCGACACAUUCAAGCUUAGUACCAAUUUAUUGGCGAUAUAGUGAAUGGGGUCCAUGUAACGAGCAGUGCGAAAAAAACCGUACUGUAAUUUGCAUAAAUCCUAGCGGCUGUCCUGAAGAUAAACGGCCAUUUUCUAGACGAAAAUGUUGCAAUAUUAAAUACGUGUCUAAUUGGUCCAAGUGUUCGGUGGAUUGCGGAAAUGGAACCCGAGUUAAGGAAAUGCAUUGCGCUCGCGUUUAUAGACCAGACGUGAAAGGAGAUCAGCGGAAACGUAUCAUUAUUGAUAAUUCAUAUUGUAAAAGUUUAAGAAAACCUACACCAAAACGUCGUACAAAGCCGUGCAAGGUUAGUUGCAAGUGGUCUACAUCAAAUUGGACUCAAUGUCCAGCAGAUUGUAGCGAAGAGUAUCAAUCGCGAUCUGUUUACUGCGAAUCAUCUUUAGGAAAUCCUAUAACUUACAAAUACUGUGAUGCGACAAAAAGGCCGCCUUCUAAAAAAAUGUGUAAUAAUUGUAUCAGAAAAGAAUUAAAAAUUAUAUCUAAGUGCAAUUGUCAGGGUAUACGUCGACGUCGAAACCUUUGUUAUGAUUCAUCGAAAAGACGCAUACAGUGCCCAACAAAAGAAAAUAUUUUUAAAGAAAAAUGCAAGCCUCCUCGAGAAUGUCUACCAAAAUCUUGUGAAGAGAUACGACGCUUUUAUCAAAUAUAUCAGGAUGGUGAAUACGAAAUUUUUGUUAACUCGCUAUCCAAACAAAUUUACUGUUACGACAUGAGAAAUUCGCCCAAAGAAUAUGUGACUGUUAAUCCUAAUGAAAAUUACUCAAUAUAUUAUGGAUAUAAAACAAGUGAUCCGGAUACUUGCCCACCCUUGUCAAGGCAUCGUGAACAUCGCGACACAAACAUAAACUCAGGACGAACAACAUUUCAUAAAAUACGUGUUAAUAUUACAGACUUACGUGUUAUAGAGAAUGAUUUUAUAUUUGCUAAUACAAUUGGUACGCAGCAGGCAUUUGGAUCAGCAGGUGACUGCUAUAAUCGAAAUAUGGAAUGUCCGCAGGGUGAUUUCUCAAUAAAUUUAGAACACACAGGCUUUAGAAUACGACCGGGCACUAAGUGGGAUCGAUUUGGGAAUAGCGUCAUAAUGAAGGAAUCAAAUUUGUUUGAAAAAUCAUUAACAAUGCGCCGUGCACUUUGCGGCGGUUACUGUGGGCGGUGUUCGAUAUCUCAGCGAUACGGUCUAUAUCUUAGUGUCUGAGAAUAGUAAGAUGUGUGAAAGACGAUUCAUAAGAAAUCUACAUGUGGUGCUAUUUUUGAUAACAAUUUACAUAUUGUUGCCAAUUAACAAAAAUAAUGCAUUUACUACUUGAGUCAUAAUGAAUAUUAUUAUAAUUAAUUAGAAACUCAAAAAGAUUAUGUAAUAAGCGUGGGUUGAACGUAAAUCGCUCAAACUACACGUGAACCACUCCGAAACGCUUUCAUUAAAAGUAAUUUGUAAAGCUGUUAUACGACCAAUGAAUUAUGAAUUACUACCCUUUGUUUCAUUGAAACUAUUUUUAAUAUGCAAAUCGUUCUGUUUAUAUAUAAAAUUAUAUACAUAUAAACAUGAAUAUUUGGUACAGGUUAAAUGUUCUGAAUUUGGGACAAAAGCGUAAUACAAAUAUUUACAAUCAAUUUUUUAUAAAAGU